AUGUUGGGAUCACGCAGCAACUGGCAAUCCCGUUUGUGUUGGUUUGUCUUGAAGGUAACUUUGUAUGGAUCCUGGUUACUUGGAGUAUUUGCAAACGAACUGCUUGUCCUUGAGUAUCAACACUUUGCCAGUUUGAAUGAGAAGAAUUGCCCCAAGUUCAACUGCCUCGUGAUUCAAAAGGCGGUUACUGUGAUUGGCCUCUUACUUACAUUCCUGAGUGUUUCCUACGUACUGCCUGGAAACAACUUCUCCGUGGAAAUGGUGAUUGUGAACUCCUUAAUGCAAUUCAGCAUCAAUUGCAAUAUUAUGCACCAUUAUGUCGGAGUCCUGUUAAUCUAUCGCUACUUAUGGCUGAUCAACGGACAACUAUUGGAACUGGUAACCAAACUUAAACUGGAUCAUAGGGUUAACUCAUCGAGGAUUCGUGAAUUCUUUUCAUUGUACCGUCGCCUUUUGGAGCUCAUAGGGAAUAUAGUGGCCGCCUACGAGUACCAUAUGACCCUAGUUCUUAUAACUGGCAUAGCCAGUAAUAUUUUGGCCAUAUAUUUCUGGAUUGUGUUGAACAUCAGUAUGAAUAUAAAUUCCUUAUGUCUGCUGAUUUUCCCGCAGUUUUUGCUUGUUAAUUUUUGGAAUAUUUGGUUGAACAUUGUCGCUUGCGAUCUAGCGGAGAAUGCUGGCAAAAGGACCCCAAAAGUACUUAAACUUUUCGCUGAUCUUGGGCUGAAAGAUAUUGAACUAGAAAGAAGUGUGAACGAGUUUGCAUUGCUGUGCAGUCAUCGCCAAUUUAAAUUUCACGUGUGUGGACUGUUUACUAUAAACUAUAAUAUGGGUUUCCAGAUGAUCAUCACCAGUGUCUUAUACUUGAUUUACUUGAUUCAAUUUGAUUUCAUGAAUUUGUAA
This is a messenger RNA of Drosophila santomea, 900 nucleotides long. RefSeq names its product putative gustatory receptor 22c (gene Gr22c). The record is from RefSeq and is a predicted model, not a curated record. Gene Ontology annotation, cellular component: axon; dendrite; membrane. NCBI's taxonomy places the organism in Eukaryota, Metazoa, Arthropoda, Insecta, Diptera, Drosophilidae. Gene Ontology annotation, molecular function: sweet taste receptor activity. Gene Ontology annotation, biological process: sensory perception of taste.